Messenger RNA from Lytechinus variegatus (green sea urchin), 1716 nucleotides. Its product is annotated as NACHT, LRR and PYD domains-containing protein 3-like. Lineage: Eukaryota; Metazoa; Echinodermata; Echinoidea; Temnopleuroida; Toxopneustidae. Bases 1 to 1716 code for a protein of 571 amino acids. The transcript is spliced from 2 exons. The record is from RefSeq and is a predicted model, not a curated record.
AUGGACACCUUGGUAGACGGUAACUUCAAGUCCUUGAGUAUAACUCAUACAGGAAGGGACUCCUUUGUAAUUGAGAUAUUUCAUUUAAAUUUCAUUACAGGUAAGGCCGGAGAUCACAUACCAUCAAUGACGGAAGAUGAAUUUAAACGGGUCAUCAUAGAGGUCAAGAAAUAUUCUGCCAUUCACCACUGUCAAAUUCAAGCCGAUCCACUGAACAGCGACCUUCUACUUAAAUUUAAUCGGAUUUUCACAAAUCUGACUUUGAUGGAAGAAGAUAAGGGAACAAAGCAUAAGACACCGUUACUGUACAAAGACCUACUCAAGACCAAGGUAAACGGGGUCUUUCCUCAACGGAUGUUGGUUGAAGGUGAAGGUGGUGUAGGGAAGACAACUCUCUGUGCAAAAAUCGUUUGGGACUGGAUUCAUGGAGCCAGUUACCAAGAUUUUAAACUUGUACUUCUCGUCCUCCUUCGUGAAGUUAAGGAUAAGACAAUUGGAGAGAUUAUAAAGUCCUACCUCCCAGAUGACAAUAUGGUAACAGCCAUGCAGCUAAACAUGUAUGUCUUUUCCCAUCAAAAAGACGUCCUUCUCGCUCUGGACGGUUUUGAUGAGUUUGCUGGCGAUCUGGAUAGCUGUUACCAAAUCGCCCUAAUCAUCCUGAAUCGGCUUUUCAAGUCAGGGAAAGUACUAAUUACAUCAAGACGAUGGAGAUCAGAUGAGAUACGGAAGAUUACAGAGCUCAGAAAGCUGUAUGCUUUCAUUGCCGUGGAAGGUUUCUCUGAUGAGAAUCUUUCUUCCUACGUCACCAAGUUCUUCCAUCCUGACAUAAUUUCGGCUGAAGAUUUGAAUCGAUUUAUGUCAAAUAACGAUUUGAUCAGAGAGAACAUGGCUCCAUACCCCAUAUACACAGCUAUGAUGUGUAUCAUGUGGAAAGAAUUUGAUGGAGCUCGUCGCAUAGCAAUGUCGAAAUUACAAACAUUUUCUCAGCUCAUUAACGCGAUGGUUCAAUUCUUGGUCGAUCAUUAUCUCUUAAAGCUCGGUUUGUCCGCAAGAGACGAGAAAUGGCAUGUACAGCGUGCAGUAAUACUCCUCAAUCUAUCCAACAUCGGUUGUCUAGCGUUCCAGGGGCUCAUAGAAAGGCGAUUGGUGUUCACUGAACAAGAGUUCAAGAGCUGGCCAGGUUGUGUAAACACAGGUUGUCAAGUUGGAGUACUCACUAAACAAGCACCGAUCCUUCAGAGGAGAAGCAAAAUGAAUCACGCACAUUCCGCAGACUCAUCUGUGCAGUUUCCCCAUAAGCUGUUUCAGGAGUAUCUAUCAGGGAUGUAUCUUGCAUCUCUUCAUAACUCAAACAGAAGCAUGUACGAUAGGCUGAUGAAGGAUAUAAUCGGAAAAGCAAAGGAAUUUCGGGAGCUUCUGUACUUCACAUCGGCUCAACAAAAGGAGGUCGGAUUGGAUAUCAUAACUCGUCUAAUAACAACAACGUCAACACUCUCAAUGGGACAUGGGUGCAACGAUGACUACAUUGUUGAUGUAGCAUAUGAAAGUCAAGACCAAACAGUGGCCAGAGCUGUGGCAGAUCAUCUAUCGACUUCAUCCAGCAACACACUUAAGAUCAGGGAAGAGAUGCAGGGCCACACGGUAUCAGGACAUAUCUUCAUCAUGAAUCAUCGUAAAGUGGUAAAUAAUUUACACAAAAAGUACACACCCUCUUAA